UUUUAUCACACCACGGAACUCCAAAAUAUUACGAUGAUACAUCAUUGUUUUUAAAAUAGUUCUUUGCAGAAAAUCAUUUUAUAUUUGUAAUGAUAUGAGUUGGGAGAUUUUAGAGUUUAUCUAUCUAUCUAUUCAAGCAAGACCUGUUCUUUGCGGCCUAACUGAACUGAAAUGAUAUAAUUUUUCUUUCUUUAUGAGCCAAGCUACCCGGUAAAUGUGUUUGACAAUAGAACUAUCUUGGACCAAAUUGUGGUACUUAAUUCUUUAAAAUGACAUCUGAAGCGUUAGUUUUAGCAUGUUUCAAUCGUGGUUUUUCUCAAGUUGUUUCACAAAGUUCUUCCGGUAUCAUUGCCUAUGGUUGUCGUAAUGAUAUCUAUUUCAUUGAUGCGCGUUGUCAUCCUCCUAUAGUUUUGAAAUGCAUUCAGAAAGCUUAUAAAGAAAAAAUAACUGCUCUAACAUUUUGUAAAUGUAAAAAUCCUGAACUUAUUGCGUCAACUAGUGACUGUGGUGUUGUGAAAAUUUGGGACAUUAACACUAGAGCUCUUGUGAAUAAAUACGUCGUGACUGAAGGUAUUUAUAAUAUUGAAUGGAUUUAUGGAAGUCCCAAUACCUUGGUUUUUCCACAAGACUUGAAAUAUCUCCUUAAAUGGAAUAUUGUCACAAAUAAUGUAACAAAAAUAAGACUUGGUUCUGAUUUAAAAGUUUGCUUCAUUUCUUCUAAUGAAAAAUGCCCAAAUCUAUUAGCAGUUGGGCACAAUAAUGGUACAAUAACUGUGUUGGAUAUUGUGCAGGAAAAAAUAUUGCAGAAAUUUAAAGAUCAUAUCAGAGAGAUUAGUAUCUUGACAUGGAAUCCUGUUUUACCUGAUAAUUUACUUUCAGUGUCCUUAGACUAUUCUGUGCGCUCAUGGAGAAUAGGUGAAGACAAAUCAACUAAAUUAUUUUGGCUUGGAAGAGUUAAACCAGAAGAUAAAAGGAGAAUAAGAGUCUUAGGAAUAUGGCAUCCCCAAGAAGCAGAUGUUAUAAUCUGUUCAAAUUCUUAUGGCGAAGUGGGUGAAGUUAGACUUUCUGAUGAAAAGCCUCAAUUUAAGCCAUAUUCUAAAAUGGCUGCUGAAGUUAGUUGUAAAUUCUUGAUUGCACUUUUCUCAGGUACUCUGAAAGUGGCAGAGUGCACAGCAGAUAUUUUGUAUUGCUUUGAUAAUUAUAUGUUCUCAAUAUGGAAUAUUACUGAAAAGAAAUUAGUAUCAUUUCUACCUUUUUCUAUGGGAUUUAUAUUUGAUCUUUCAUUUUCUCCUACAAAUCCAAUUUAUAUGUCUAUUAGUAAUGGUGAUGGUAUGAUGCGAAUUUGGAAUACACAAGCUGAUUCGCAAAUAUCUAGAAUAAUUUCUGUUUUUGUGCAAGCAAAAGCCAAAAUCAUGACUGCAGCAUGGCAUCCAACUCUGGAAAACAUAAUAGCAUUUGCAACAGAUGAUGGAAAAUUAGGAAUUAUCGAUAUAAUUAAGAAGAGAUCACAGUAUUCAUUUGAGACGAUUCACAAAAGUCGAGUGUACAGUGUUUGCUGGGGACCUUAUAAAGCUUCAUUGAUUGAAGAUGCAGGAAGUGCUGAAUUCUUUCUGUACAGCAGUGGAGGGGGAGAUAUAUUUAUCAACAGAUAUAAAAAAUUAAAUAAGCAGACUUUAAAUUUCUAUGAGGUAGCUACCCGACCUGAUGACAUUCAGACAAAUGAAGAUACUUGCACUGAAAUUAUUUGGAAAUCUGAUUAUUCUUGUGUGUGUGUAGGAACAUUGAAAGGAUUUAUUGAAGUGUACAAUGACAAAUUAGUCCUCUUAACUCUUUGCAAUUUGGAAAUAAAGUUCGUAGAAAGUUUGAAAUGGCAUCCUGAAAAUACUUAUAUGUCUCCUACUGGUUCGCCAUUAAAAUUUUGGCUUGCUUGUGGUGGAAAUGAUAACUGUAUUUAUAUUUUGGACACUUCAAAAAUAUUUGAGGAAAAGAAUGAAGACUUUACUAAUUGGGUAGUAAAAAAGUUAACAGGUCAUAAAAAACGUAUUAAUGCCAUUUGUUGGAGUCCUCAUAAGGAUGGAUAUCUUGUUUCAGUAUCAAAAGAUGGUUCUGCUUUGGUGUGGAAUGCCUGCACUGGGAAUAUUAUUGUUUCUUUUUUGAGUCAUUUUGAUGUUGUGAAUACAGUUCAGUGGAGUAUGUUUGAUGAAGAUAUUAUAUAUAGUGGUGGACAAGAUUGUUUUGUUAGAGUCUGGAGAAUAUCUGAACAAAGCAGUGUGGCUCCUGCUGAUAAAGUUCGCACAAGAACGGCCCUGAGAAAACCAAAUAUGUCAUUAAGGGCAAUAGAGAAAUCGCAGGAUUCAGAAGAAGUUGCUGUCAGAAAUGAAAAUGCUCUAUUUGAGAGUGAAAGUACUUGUAUGGAAACAUCAGAGACAAAUAUGAAUAAAGACAAAUUUGCUGAAAUUAUUGCUACUGAAAAUACAGAUCAAAAUGUAAUACCUGAUGUAAAUGAGAAAGAAACAAAUGCUGGUAGAUUCAGUUGGCAAAGUAAGCAAGAUCAAGCUUUCUGGUUGAGUCCAAAAGCCAGAAAAUCAGUUUCUUUAUUUGGAAACACAUCUACAACAAAAGAAGAGGAUCUGAAAGACUGUAUGAGACUUGCAGAUAUUCUUUGUAAAAGAACACAAGAAUGUGAUGAAAGUUUUGAUCCCUUUAAACCCAAGGAUGAGACUUUGUCUAAUGCUGAUGCCAUGAAGUUUGGUCUUUAUACUGAUCAAAAUACAGCAUUGAAAAUGGCUGAUGUUCAAGCUGAUGAAUGCAAAUCAAAAAAUCAAAUAAAUCGAUUUUGUCAGAUUUCUGUUAUGACAAAUAAGAUGGAAUUCAUUAAGGAGGCUGCUGUCAAUGGAACUUUAUCAAGUUAUUUAGUUUCUUUAGCUCCCUCUGUGUCAUACACAUUUUGGCUUGAAAUGUGUGAAAAAUAUGCAAUGCAGCUUAUACAAGAGCAACAACCUUUUGUUGCAUGCAGUUACUUUUUGAUGUGUAAUAAAGUUUAUGAGGCUAUUGAUGUUCUUUGUGGGAAAGGAAAAGUACUUGAUGCACUUGCUUUGGCUAAAUUGCGCCUUCCAGAAUCAGACCCUAUGAUUUUCAAGCUCCUCAAUUUACUUUGUCAGAAAUGCAGACGUACUUCUGAUUCAUUAGGAGAAGUAAAAUGUUACUUGGCUUUGAAUGAGCCAUUGAUGGCCAUAAAAUCUUUGGGAUCCAUGCCUGAUGCCAAUUGUGUCAAAACUGCUGCAUAUAUUUGUAGAAAAUACAACAUGAAUGAUGAUGCGGAGAAAUAUAAGUUUAUUUUUAUGCAAAGAUGCCUUAUACAAUGUGAUUGGGAAUCAUUCAGUGAAUUUACAAAUCAAGAACCUGAUCUUCAGGUGUACAGUACCUUAUUUGCUGUUCAUGAAGCUUUUUAUAAACAUUUACGUGAUGUAAAAAUGCAGAGUGGAAUUUUCGUAAAAGAAAUCUUCUCCCUGCCAAAAUCUGAUGAGGUUAAAUUUUGGAGUGGAACUACAUGCAUAGGUUCUGAUGAAUCCUUCAUCCAAUUUGUUUGCGAUGUUUUAGCAUCUAAAAAUUUACUUCCUACCACUGAGAAUUCUCUUGAAACCAUGAUUAAAUCACUGGAUAAUUUUUCUUCUAAAUGGGACAUUUCAGUGUCUUCUUCUGAUGCACAUGUGGCAAUUGCUGUUUAUAUUACUAAGUUCAUUCUUUUGGCUGCAGCAGGAGAUUCUGCAGCAGCAACUGCAAAUUUCUUAAAGAUUUUUGAUUCCUCAUGCAAUAUAGUUUUCUUGCCUAGAGUUGUUUUUAUGCUAUUUUUUCCAAUAAAUUUACUGUGGAGUCAAGACACGAAGAAUAUUAUAUGCCAAAGUAAAGUACAUAACCUAGGGAGCAACACAAAUAAGGUUAUAACACAAUACCAACAUAUUCUUCAGUGUGUCAGUGAAAAAAUUAUGAAUAAAUCUCAACCUUUUGAUUUAACCAUAGUUUCCAAAGAAAGUCUUCAAAAUGACUUACAUACAGUAAUUGAAAAAAUUGCAGCUGCAUUAUCUCUAAAGGACUUUAGUGAAUUUAUAUUAACUUAUUUUGUUUCCUAUAUUGUCCAUGAUUUAUCAAGAGUUAUGGAUAAAAAAGUUAUAACAUUAGAAUGCUAUGCUAAAAAAGUGAAUUCUGAUUUAGAAAAUAAUGCCGAUGAAAAUAUUGUUGUUGAUAAAACUGUGGCCGAAAUUCCUUCAGAAUGCAGUUUAAUUUAUGAAACAGAAAUUCAAAAAGAAGAAGAAUCGUGUGAAUUGGAAACUCUUAUAGACAUUACACUUAAAGAAGCAGAUGAAAAAAUUUGGACUUUAACUAAUUUAGGAGCAAGCAUUACUUUAGAAAAUGCAUCUGAAAAUUCAUUUCAAAGAGAAAACAUCCUAGAUUCAUGUUCUAAUGAAAUGUCUUCAAAUGAAGAAAAAAUCUUUGAGAAGGAAUUGUUUCCAAAUGUAGACAAUGAAGAACCCAAGAAUGCUUCAAAAAACAAAUGCUAUGAUGAAAUUUAUUCUAGUGAAAAUAUGUCGAGUGUUGGAAACUGUAUUUCUCAAGUUCAUUCUGAUGAUGAUAAUUCACAUAACCAAUGUUUAGCCAGCAUAGAUUUGUUUUAUCAUGUGAUAUUAUUUCUUAUGUCUAAUAUAUGCAAAGAAGAAUUCACCUUGUUGUAUUACCUGAAAGAACGUUUAGCAUCUUUACAUCUUGCUAAAGCAUCACAUGAGCUCAACAAAUUUUCUAAAGCUAAUUUAAAUAAAUCUAAGCUUUGUUCAGAAAUAAAUAGAGGAAAAGUCAAAGAUUUGACUGAUAAAACUGAUUUACCCUCAUUAGUUCAAAGUCUUAAAUCUGUGGAUGAAGUACAAAGCACUAAAACAAACCAAGUCGAAGUCUCUGUGGAUGGUGAUGAUAAAAAGGAAUAUUGUAAUUCAUUUGCAGAAUUUAAUAAAAUUCCAAACAUUGUUCAAAAUGAUGAUAAAAAUGUGAUUCCAAAUUCUGCUAUGGCAUUUACUAAUGAAAAUAUGCUUACAGCAUUCGUUUCUAAUGAUCAUAAUUAUUCAUCACCUCAAGAAAUUCACGAGUCUGCAAAUAAACUUGAUGCAAAUUCAAGUCAAAUAACAGACGAAAAUUUGCUAAAGGAGUUACCAGAAUUUAUUCAUCUUCUGGAAUUGAAGGCAAAGGGGAUCUCCUAUCCUAGUCCUUUAGAUAUUGUUUCUAAAGUACUUCAAAUCCUAUAUAAUAUGAGGCAGAAAUCUACAUGUAUCUUUAUACAAGAAAAGCUACAUAUGCUUAUUGAUGACAUUGUAGCUUGGGUAGGAACAUUCCAAGUGGCUAAUAUUAAUGUUGUGUGUACCAUUUGCCAGUAAUCAUUUCAUGUAUUUUGUUUAUUUCAUUGAAUAAAAAUAAAAUAAAAGCAUAA
Messenger RNA from Argiope bruennichi, 5473 nucleotides. Its product is annotated as gem-associated protein 5-like. The record is from RefSeq and is a predicted model, not a curated record. Lineage: Eukaryota; Metazoa; Arthropoda; Arachnida; Araneae; Araneidae. The transcript is spliced from 26 exons. Gene Ontology annotation, molecular function: protein binding. The coding region runs from base 270 to 5420 and encodes 1716 amino acids.